Molecule: messenger RNA, 2903 nt
Organism: Lytechinus variegatus (green sea urchin)
Lineage: Eukaryota; Metazoa; Echinodermata; Echinoidea; Temnopleuroida; Toxopneustidae
Gene: atg14
Product: beclin 1-associated autophagy-related key regulator-like
Exons: 11
Coding region: 34-1608 (524 amino acids)
Biological process (GO): autophagosome assembly; mitophagy; cellular response to starvation
Cellular component (GO): extrinsic component of phagophore assembly site membrane; phosphatidylinositol 3-kinase complex, class III; autophagosome
Source: RefSeq, a predicted model, not a curated record
UUUUCCUUGGAUUGUAAUAGAUUAGCGUUAAAGAUGGCGACUUACAUGGACGGCGAAGAAAAUAUUCCGGACGACGAAAAUGGACGAUUUAUUCCUCAUUUUGGUAUUGGAGGGAUGUGUAUUGCAUUUGAGAAGUGCCCAUUGUGUUUUACUACAAGAAGGCCGUUUACAUGUGAAAGAUGUUUGGAGAAUGGGGAUUUCAGUCAUUCAUCAAGCAAAAGUUCCACCGAGCAGUCGGAGACUGACCCGCACCCAGAGAGGUAUUGUGAAAAACUUGACAGACUACUAAGGCUGAGAAGUGAGAGAGACAGGUUGUUGUCAAAACUUGCCAAUAGACUUAAGGAGAGGAAUUCAGUUGCUGAUAAGCAAUGGGAGGUGUCACUCAUGAAAGGAAGGUUAGAAUGGACUCGAAUGGCAAUACAAGAUGAAAGAAUCAUGAUGGAAAAAGAUAAGCAAUCAUUAAUGAAACAUCUGGAUGAACUAAGAGCUUUAAAGGUCAAGAGAGAAGAACAUAACAAGAAAGUGCUCAAAAUACAGAAAUAUCUAGAGCACAUAAGAACCAAUAUAGACAGCCGUAAGGAAUCACUGGAGGAGAAAAAUGAGCAACUGAGAACAAAGAGGCAGGCAAAAGUAGAGCAGUUAUUACAUUAUGUAUUCCCCAUCACUGAAAUACAGCACACGACACCUAGAGAGGAGACUUGGCAGGAAGAAGUACGGCAGAUGUCUGAGUCUGAAGCUGAUGAGAAGUCAUCAGAAGAUGAGCUAGUAGCUGCAUUAGCUGAAGCCAGAAGGACAUCAUAUGUCAGAGGUCGCUGGGUAGAAACUAUCAAUAAUGGAGAAGCACAUUAUAGUAUCGUCCAUCCGUAUGUCAGGGUACCAGCCAAUGGAGAUUACUCUGCUUAUAUAGCAUGUACUCUGACAGGUGAAACUGAUGUCCCUGAUCCUGAUGCUGAGUUAGAUCUUCAGAAUCCUGGACAUCAAGUAUCAGCAGCUCUAUGUUAUACAGCUCAAUUAAUCGCUCACCUUGCCAAUACAUUGGAUGUUCCUCUUGUUAGGAAGGUUCAUUUUAGUCGAUUCUGCAAGUCUGAACUCAGUCUUCGGGAGUUUUCCUCAGCAGUUGAGAAGCUCAAUAGUAGUGUGCUCUUCCUGUGUUUUAGUCAAGCUAUUCCACCUGAUAAGCUUCACCCUCAUUAUACGCUGAGAAAUCUCAUUACAAUGGUGGACAGCAAACACCAACAUUAUGGAAGGACGGGUGAUUUUGAGAUACACAGCGACCUUCUCCUAGCUACAUUAACCACACCAAACAUGACCAGCAUGCUGAGUGGAUCAGGUAGUGAGAGCCAACAGGAUUCUCCUGAUGAUGAUGGUGCUAGCAUCGGAUCGGCAGACCAAGAGGAAUGGGAAACAGUUCCAACCACUCUACCCCUUCUCCCUCAAGCAUGCGGUGGAGUAAGUGAGGAAGGGAACACCCCCUCACCACCAGAACCUAGUCCUUCAAUGAUGAGUGCUUCCAACUUGCCACAAGCUCCUGGUGGUCUGGUAUCAUCGGCGGUAGCGUCCGUUGCAUCACUGUGGAGAACUGCCACUAGUCAACUAGAGAAAAGAUGAUGAAGGUUUCAAGGGGAGGAGGUAAUACUCCCCUUUAUCAUUCUUUUGUAAUACAGUUUAUUAUAAGCUGAAAUGUGUAUGAAGUGAUUCCAUAUGUGCUGCAAAUGACUAUUAAAGAGAAAUGGCUGAGUAAAAUGCAGGAAUGAUUUAAAAUUUGAUACAUUACAUUUAAAAUUUUUACCUUCUGUUUGGAGAAGUUACUUGCUGAUAGAGCAUUUUCAGAGUGAAUAGAGAAUAUGCCCAUAGAUCUACAUUUAAAUGCACUACACAUAUAUUUCCCAUCAAUGCACACAUUACACAUGCAUAUAGCAUGUCACAAUUCAUUUACAAAGGAAUUUGCAGGUCAUGCACAUAUUUUCUGACAAAUAUUAUUACAGGCAACAAUUUAUCACAAACAUUGCAUGAUAAUGAAAAGCUCUUCAAUAUAUUUAACUCUUUCACAAAAAUUCCUUCUCCAAAAUUUGUAACUUUAAAGAAUUAUAUGAAUGUCAAACUUAGAAUGGAAUUGAAAUUGAGUAAGUGAGCCUCUUUAUGAUGACACCAGUCGAAUAGGGUCCAUAUUUAUGUUAGUGCGUCAUCCAGUGUUGGAAGACACUUCUGACCAUUUCUCUUUGAUUGUUGAGCCAUUUGCAGUAUAUCUGAAUUCCUGCCAUAAAUUAAAGUACAUAAAACUAUUACAGUUAACAUGCUUAUAUUACAAUUUUUGUGAUUGAAAUGUCUGUGUUUUAAGAUCUAGACCAUUUGUAUUUUGAUAAGGGAAGUUUACAUGUAUGGGACAAUCAUAGCAGAAUUAUAUUAAUUAAGUUUUUGUUCUGUUAUUUAGUUUUAUGUUUAUUGCAUGCAAUUGAGCUUUACAUAUGCGGGUGUGUCAGCUUUUUCUGUAUUGGCUUUGAUGUACCCUGACUGUUGUAUGGUGCAUCUUCAAGAGAAUGUUUUGUAAGUCCUGAAAGGGGAGAUGGGGCUGGUAUUCCUCAGCCCCUACCCCUUCCUGCAAAGCAGACCAGACAUGGUUGCCAUGACAAAUGGAGGGAUUGUUAAAUAUUUUAUCUGACAAUUAUCCAACAGAUACCAUGGGAACUGUGCUUCUUAGCCGAUCAAAAUUAAAAAAAAGUUGUCAGAUACAACAACUAGUCAGACAAAAAUGUUGAUGAAAUGCUCGCCUGGAUCCACCCCUGAAUGUUUAACAUCAUUCUUUUUCUAAGUCUCAAAUGUAACAGUCAGUUGUAGUACUGAUUUCAGAACGAGGUUUUACAGAAUCUAACAAACUGACCACGCAGGUGUGGGUGUGUAUAAAU